Messenger RNA from Fomitopsis serialis, 1269 nucleotides. RefSeq lists its product as uncharacterized. Lineage: Eukaryota; Fungi; Basidiomycota; Agaricomycetes; Polyporales; Fomitopsidaceae. The coding region runs from base 203 to 1249 and encodes 348 amino acids. The record is from RefSeq and is a predicted model, not a curated record. The transcript has 3 exons.
UUGCUAUUGUCAACCUAGUGCAUCAUUGGCGCGACGUUCUCUACCAGUUGUUUCCGCACUUACGACGGCCCGCGACCCUUGUCUUUGACCUCUCCGUCUGAGUCUCUUAUCCUUUGUCUAUUGCAAUCACUCUGCCGCCUCUCACCGACACACGCCCACGCGAACGCCUGCUCUUGUACAACGUUUGCGGAGUGUAACAGCAAUGUUCCGCUCAGCGUUCCGCAUUCUGUCCCAACUGCUUGUCUCGGGUUACGCUCUCGUCUACAUGGCGACCCUCAUGUGGGGGCACAUGCGCGGUCUUUGUCAAUACCCGAUGGUUUCGUCUCUCGUGCGCUCCUGCGACGUGUUCAACUCCAACCUCACCGCAUGGGCAGCCCUUCCGCUUUUGUUGGGCGCGCAAAUAUCCGGAAUGGAGAACGUUCUUAACCAGACGGAUGCCAAUGCGAACAUUAUGGCGGAUCUGCUCGAGACCCGCAUUGCCGCCAUCGAUCUCUCUCUUUUGGUCCGCGCCAGUAGUCUCGAGCACCGCAGCCAGUUGUCCACCGCGAUUGAGAAGCUCGCUGAUGAUGCACUCGACCUCAAUCGUGCACUUCAGCAUCUCGCUGCGAAGAUAGGGACCGGGUUCGACAGGAUCAUGUCCACCAAUGAUCACCUGUCUCGCCUGUUGCGCUCCUCGUCUGCACAUACCGGUGACCUCCUCGAUAUACGCCUUUGCCAGAUGGGGAUCGGCGCCGAUACAUGCCCUGCAUCCUCUUCAUAUCCAGCCGACAUCACCGAUGCCUACGUGCAUUCCCUAUCCACGUACGAGGCCGUACUCCGCGAUCUCUUACAGUACACAAUGGUCUCUCUGACCAAGGCUGCGGUAUUCGACGAAGAUCUUCUAUCGGCGAUGCACGUGGUCGCGCAGGAGAAGCUCGAAGUCGACAUCGCCAAACGUGAACUGGGUGCCGUCUGGGCCCUGCUCCGUAGUCAGAGUCGAAGCCAGUCCUUGGCCCACCUCGCUCACAACGUGGGCAUACUCAACAGCAUCGGGGAUUACAGUAUGCGUGCCCUUCGCUACGUCCAGGCUGUCCAGGGCACUUUGGAAUCGAUGCAGUGCCAUGUGGAGGAAUUGCGCAUGGUGGCUUCGGGCGCGCUGGUGUCCGAGGGCGCAUCAACUGAGGUUGUGCUCGAGAUGCUCGCCAAAGGUCUGGAGCGUGUGCGGAACGCCCGUGCCGGAGCAAUCCAUCCUGCUCUGAGCAAGGACUGAAUUUAUUUGGCGUCGGUUUU